Messenger RNA from Girardinichthys multiradiatus, 2934 nucleotides. It is a transcript of the gene ankk1, whose product is annotated as ankyrin repeat and kinase domain containing 1. NCBI's taxonomy places the organism in Eukaryota, Metazoa, Chordata, Actinopteri, Cyprinodontiformes, Goodeidae. The coding region runs from base 153 to 2426 and encodes 757 amino acids. Gene Ontology annotation, biological process: protein phosphorylation. The record is from RefSeq and is a predicted model, not a curated record. The transcript has 9 exons. Gene Ontology annotation, molecular function: protein kinase activity; protein binding; ATP binding.
UGUUAAAGCACUUGUGUGUGCUAUGAAGUUUCUUGUUUCCCUAAGUGAGUCACAAGUAUCUCCAUAUCAACUGGCUGAGAUGGAUCUGUAGGUUAAAACCCUAUUUCGACGUAGGACUAGAGGGCAAGAGUGUUCUGAGUAUCCUUCUAAUCAUGGAUUGCUGUGACAGAUUCCUUGGACAAUUCAGGGACUUCAAGAGGGAUGACUUUGAGGCCGAUUGGAUUAAGGUGGCUGAAGGCAGAUUUGGUCAGGUGUACCAAGUCAAAGUCAAGCUCUGGCGGGAAAAAUGUGCCCUGAAAACCUUUGAUCCAACCUUGUGCAGCAAGAACUUUUACAGGAAAAUAACAGAUGAGGUGUCCAACAUAGCCAAACUAAAGUUCAAAUACAUCAUGUCCAUCUACGGAGUGUGCAGUGACGCUACUGCUGUUGUUAUGGAUUACAUGAGUAACGGAUCCCUGAACAAUCUCCUGUCCAAUCACAACUUCAUGUGGCAAAAGAAGUUUCAGAUGAUCCAUGAGAUCUCCAUGGGGAUGAAUUUUCUUCACAGCAUGAAACCUCCCCUGCUCCAUCUUAACCUUAAGACAUCCAAUAUCCUACUGGAUGAUCAUCUUCAUGUCAAGAUUUCAGAUUUUGGUAUAAUCCACUGGAAGGACGGCAUGUUCAAGACGCCGUUCAUGGAGCGCCUGACAGCAAGAGGGAACAUAAAUUAUAUUCCUCCUGAGGUCUUUACCCAGUGCCCUGAUUCACCAGGAACUGCUUUUGAUGUUUACAGCUUCGGGAUUGUGAUGUGGGAGAUACUGACACAGCAGAAACCCUACGCAGGGUGCAGUGUGACCAAAGUGCUGCUGCAAGUGUCAAAAGGGAAGAGGCCCUGUUUGGACAUGAUUCCUGAGGAAAAGCCCCAGGAGUGUGACGAACUGAUCAACAUCAUGAAACAGUGUUGGGACAAGACUCCCCAGAUGAGACCCCCGUUCUCAGACAUUGUGUGGAAAACAGAGACUCUGAACGAAGUCGUAAAGAUCCCAGGACCGAUAAAAAAUGGUGGUACUGAGCAGAAAUCAAAUUACUCCUGGAUGUUCUCUCCAGUACAUAAAAUCACGUUGCCUGAGAUGUCUGAUACACCUUCAGUAAGCACAGCUGACCAACAUGGCAAGGAUGGCAUUCUCUCUAUGCUAUCCAAAAAGGACUUCAGUAGUUUCAGGCAGUCUGUGAAAAGAGAGGACGUGUACAUGCAGUUUUCGGGCCAAAAGAGCCUCCUUCACUUCACAGUAGCCAGCGGUGAUGCAGAGAGUGUCAAGCAUGUCCUGAGUCUGGGUGCUGAAGUAAACUGUACAACUGCCAGAGGUUAUACUCCCCUUAUCAUCGCUGUUCUACAAAGGUUUUAUGACAUCAUCUCUUUGCUGCUGGAACAUGGAGCAGCUGCAACACAAGGAGAUGAAGAUCAAUGGACACCUCUGCAUUUCGCUGCACAGAAUGGUGACGACAGAACCAUUCGUCUCCUGCUGGAAAAAGGAGCUGUGGCCGACGCGCAAGAAAAAGCCGGAUGGAUGCCAUUGCACCUGGCGUGCCAGAAUGGCCAUGAAACAGUGGUGCGCCUGCUGCUUUCGCGGCUGUCGGAAGACUCUAUUGUGGAUCAGGAGGAGGAUGAAGGAAAAACGCCGCUCCACCUAGCCUGCUCCUACGGACAUCUCACCAUUGUCAAACUUCUCCUUGCUCGUGGUGCGGAUCCGAAUGCUACAGACUAUUCUUUCUCUACUGCUCUUCAUCUAGCAGCUGAGCAAGGCUAUAAUCGUGUAGUCAGACUAUUGGUGACUUAUGAGGUCAAAACUGAUAUUUCAGACAUCAGGGGAUACACUCCACUUCAUCUGGCUGCGCUGAAGGGUCAUGCGGGCAUUUGCAGGCAGCUGCUGAGUUUGGGAGCCAACCCAAACUCCAAGACUGACCAAGGGUGGACUCCCAUACACCUGGCAGCUCUAAGAGGACACGAAGCUGUGGUGGUCCUUCUGGAGAGUAAGGGUGGUUCAGUGAACCUAAAAGGCCAGAACGGAUGGACUCCACUACACCUGGCCUGCCACCAGGGUGAAUCAGAGGUAGUGGCAAAGCUCCUGGGAGCCAAAGCUGACCCAAACACCACAGAGGACAGUGAGGGAUGGACACCCCUGCACAUAGCCUGUACCAGUCUUUGUUUCCCAUGUGUCCUCCACCUAAUAUCACAUCAAGCAGAUGUCAAUGCAGUAAACACAAGAAAUGCAACGCCUUUACACCUGGCUGCCCAACAUGGCUGCGUGCCCAUUAUUAAAGGUCUGCUGUUGAACGGAGCAGACUGGACACUGGUGGACUCUUCUGGAUCCACAGCUCUGAAUGUAGCCCAGCGGUGUGAAAAAUGGGAAAUUGUGGAGCUACUAAAGAAUAAAUGUGAAGAGUAAUUUUAUUGCAACCAGUGUUAAAGAAGAAAUUGCAGCAAAAUGAAAAUAUUAUUGACCACCGUGGAAUAUUGUUUGUCUGCGGAUUGGCGUUUUGGUCACACACCUUAUGACAGGAUGUUAAAGUUUUUUGAAUAUUUUGGUAUCUUUGUCAAUAAUCAAGAUUCAGAUUGUUUUAGAAAGGCUACUUCAAUUAAAUCAUCAGAAGUAUAAAUUUAAAGCAACAUUCACAGACUUUCUCCUUUUUAUUUGUCCAACAUUCCUGCCAAAAUAUAUCAUAGGGUUCAACACAGAUUUUGCUCAGGCUGAAUAGGUAGUAGAUGGGCUUGGUCUCAGCGAGGCCUUUACUAAAUAAAAUAAAGAUAAAUAAGGUAAACUAGAUUUUAAAGACAAAACAUACUGAUUUAUCUCUUUGAAGCAUUUUGUGUGCACUCAAUGUGAAUUAUUCUUGUAGUUGGAAGAAAGCAAAAUAAAAGGAGAGCAGUUUUAAGAACGUCUAGAUCUUUUUAUU